Messenger RNA from Solanum verrucosum, 1008 nucleotides. RefSeq names its product HVA22-like protein k. The coding region runs from base 235 to 750 and encodes 171 amino acids. Lineage: Eukaryota; Viridiplantae; Streptophyta; Magnoliopsida; Solanales; Solanaceae. The record is from RefSeq and is a predicted model, not a curated record. The transcript has 8 exons.
GUUAGAUCAACAAAUUACUAAGAAAAAGGACCGGAGUGAAUUUUUACAAAUUGAAGAGGUGGAUAUGUAAUUCACAAAAAAAGUCAAUAGAUUGCCGUAUUUAUACUCAACUUUCCGACGAUCGCCGGAACUGAAAAAAACUCCUCUCUCCGGGAAUGGCAGGAAUGGCUAUGUUUGCAUCAAAUCUCUCCAGCGAGAUGGGGUUAAAAUUGCUUCUUAGCCCGCUUAAUACUAAUGCUAUUGUCCGCACUGCAUGGUAUUUGCAGCUGUUCUGUAGGGAUUGUUUUGCCUGUUUAUUCUACCUUUAAAGCAAUUGAGACGGGGAAUCGAAACGAGCAACAUAAAUGGCUUCUGUACUGGGCAGCAUAUGGAUCUUUCAGUAUUGUUGAAGCAUUCACGGAUAAAUUUCUCUGCUGGUUCCCACUAUACUAUCAUGUGAAGCUCGCAUUUCUUGUCUGGCUUCAACUUCCAUCUGCUGAGGGUGCAAAGCAAUUGUACACGAACCAUCUGCGCCCUUUCCUCAUGAGACAUCAAGCAAGACUGGAUCAUAUUUUGGAGUUAUUUCAUGGAGAAUUGGGUAAAUUUAUUAGUACUCACCAGGCAGAAAUCCAGUUUGCAAAGGUGUUUCUUGGCAAAACUUUACUAUCAGUUGGAAAUAUUCUUCAACAACCUGCGCAAGGACGAGUUGUUGGUACAAUUGAAGGGCCAGCGGAGCAAGUAGAGACUUCAGAGUCUGAAGAUGAAUCGUGAUGCCCUCUUCAAAAUCAGCUAAUAAGUACCGUCUCUCUGUUGUACUUCAUAUCAACUUAGUUUAGCUUUCGUUCAUUUUCUCACUGCAUCUUUGAUGCAAAAAUAGGUAAGAGUGAUCAGUGUGUACAUAAUUUUCUAAGGAGUCAAUUUUGUUGUGGUUUGAGAGUUUCCUUCUCCGUUUUCCUGUAAAUAUAUCAACAGAAAGUGCUGAUUUCCUUCAAUCUCGUAGGGCAUUAUAAGAUUUCACAUUGUUUUUAA